UUAAUUUUCAGUUAGGCAAUGAGUCGUGGAGACGUGUUCGAUGACCCAUUUGACCUGCGAAUGGGAGACUCGCUGCCCCAAAUGCUGGACAAGUGUCUCAAAACGAAACUGAGUGCAAGUACAACUUACGAGACCCUCUCAAACACCAUUCUGCGACUCAUUCGUGAAUUUAGUUCCGAGAACAAACACAAAAAAUCAUCUUUCGAAUCGGGCAAAUUUGGUAAUCGAGAUCCGGAGAUUCAAUCGAGCAUCCAGAAAUUUUGUCAUUUUGUCGAGACUUCGCUGAAUGAAUUGCAAGUUAGACUGUCCCGCAAGGCGUUUGAUUUCACGCUUUGUCAGAUUUUGAAGUGGAUUAAAACAAGUCCCGAAAGGCUCCUGAAUGAUCUGUUCAGGGCUCUAGGGGCCAUUCUAUACGGAGCCGGGACCAUGAGUGACCCUCAUAAAGAAAUAUUAGUUGUGGGAGACUCAGCUGUUUUGAAGGGCUAUAUUGGAGGUCAGAGUCAUCUGGAUUUCAACAUCCAGCGUCUGGCGUACCAGUGCUUCUCCAACUUAGCCAUCAGGUGUGACCGAGGAGUCAUUCACGAGCAUACUCAGUCUGCCAUCUUGAGAGUGCUCCUAGACUGCCUCACGCAGCCCAAAGAACAAAAUCUGGACGAGGUAUCUCAUCUACGUCUGAUCGUGAUCGCAUUCGAUGGAAUAACUUCAAUAACACAGUACAACAAGGGCGAAAUUACCCGUAAUUUGGGCUCCAUUUUCGCAUCAAUCAGGUACUACAUGGUUUUGGGACUCCCAGGCUUCUACGACCUUCCUCAAAGGCCACUUGAGCCGAUUAAGAACACGAGCAUUAUGAAUAAACUGGGAGCUAAUUCGGCACAACAAACUGCGUUCAAUCAAGAUAUGCUGAGAAUGAAAAUAAAAAAUCAGAAGAGUGCUGGAAAUGAUACUGCGAAUGAUUCAGAUUUUGAGAGCGAUGACGACAAUACACAGAGUGAGAUGGUCACAAGUCAGUUCUCAGAUACAGAGAAAGAUUUAGUUACACCACAAGAAGACUACAUAGAUAUUCGAGAGCUUUUAGGAAGUCAUAAAUCGGAGUUUUCUAUUAUUUCCGAAUCAAAUUCGCAAAAAUUCUUAUGUUCACAGAAACAACACGAUAGCGACCUGUCCAAGCUAGGAGGUGUGUGCAAGAAAGUGCGCACUGUUUCACUGAACUGCUUAUUGGAAGUGCUCAAGUUCUCGCCAAACAAGCUAACUUUCGGGUACUGGUGGCAAUUUAUUCCAGACGAAAGCAUCACUGAUUUCGUUCCGAGUCAGCAUCCGUUUUUCUACCUCAUGUUGCGAGACAGAAAUAUGAAGUCUAAAGUCCAAGCUUUACAAUGUCUCUCACAAUUUCUAGUCUUGGCAAGGCCAUACAUUUUGGCAGCGGCCGAUGAUCGCUAUGACCCGAAGGCCUAUACUUCCUACUCGUACACUCUAGCUGCCUCGGUGAAAGAGCUGCAUCGCGUCUUGGUGCAGAUUACUAGUUUAGAUUUUGGGUUCGUGACUUUGCCAGUUGCUUUGCAGGCGCUCUCAGAUCUGAUAUUGUCCACUCCCUAUCACAAGCUGCGUUUUGGUCUCCUUACUAGAGUUGUUCGACACUUGGUUAACUUUCUCAACUCAACUCACUGUCCGACAAGACUAGAGGCUAUUAAGUGUCUCUCCUCGAUCACCCAAAUUGAUCCUCCGCUAGCUGAAGUUUACGAGAUAUUCAAACAGUUCCAGCCUCCAAGCAGAGCUAAAUUGUUGAAUGAAUCGGACGAUUCGGGUUGUGCGAGGGGAGGGGGAUAUAUCAGAAGCGGUGCCCAUACCCCUCUAACUUCUUAUGGACUCUACGGAACGGGGCUAUCAGGGAGCUCAGUUGCUGGUUCCAGGUCAAGUUUGUGCUUGAGUGUCUCGGGGCUGAAUUUGAGAGGUGGUGCUAAAAAUGACUUGGAGCACAUAAGAGGAUCGGGUGACAAUAUUGCUAAUGAGAACCAACUACCCAUGGAGAAAAAUCAACCAGCGGCGGUGGUGUCGUUGAAAGGGGAGGAAUGUUGGGCAAUGUCAAUCAUGAAAGACAUAAUUCACAAUGGUCACCCCUACACCAAAGAAAGCACCAACCCUGACCAAGAGGCACUUAAGAUUUCAGCUUACAACUUUGUGGCUUCACUGUCUGUCCACUACUUCCAAGUCAUGCUACCUAGUGUGGACUCAAUUCAGACUCUGGUGGAUGCAGGGCUGGGUCCAGACGUGUUCUGCCAGGAAGUGAAGAUAGCAGUUCUGGCCAUGCUGGAGAAAGUGGCAAGGGCUAUGCCCAAGUGUACACAGAUGUGUCCAGAUAAAUUGUUUGACUUUUGGAAACAUGUACUGGAUGGGCCCUUGACUCAGCUACUUAAACCCAAAAAUAGAAGUGCCAUACGCUCAGUUGCCUGCGACUGUCUAGCUGCAAUUCCACCCUCAGUCUACGAGAGAUUACCCCACUCGAGGAAGAUGUACUGCGUCACUCUCAUGAUAGGAUACUCGGUGGAGAGUGAUCACAACGUGGCAGGCGCCGCCCUCCGUGCCCUGGGCAGUUAUAUCCAGUUUCUGCCUUCGCUCAAGAGUGAUUACACUUUCAUUGUGGAUGUCUCAAAAGCUAUUUUCUCCCUCAUAUCGCAUACCAACAGGUACGUUCGUUCGCGAGCUUGCUGGACGCUUGCCAACUUGUCUGACAACUUCAUUGCACUCUCGGACUCAGACCCCAACUUUCUUCUGGAGCUCACUCCGGCCAUUUUCUGCCAAUGUCUCCAGUCCUGCAUCAAAAGCAGUGAAGAUCAAGAUAGGUGCAAAUACAACGCAGUGAGAGGAAUCGGAAGCCUUCUGUACUGUGUAAAUGAUGCUCUACUUGACGAGCAACCGAGGUUUAACCUUCUGUUGCAGUCUGCAUUUGACGCUUUGAUCGGACUAGUUGCGGGACCAUGUCUUGCUAAAGUGAGGUGGAACGCAUGCUACGCGGCAGGGCUUGUCCUUCAGAACUCAGUUUUGACCAGUCGUCGAAAAGAAGAGUUUAUAAAACCCCUUCAGGAAGCCUUGAUUAAUACUAUAGAGUCUUGUCAGAACUUCAAAGUGAAAAUAAAUGCGGUGAAUUCGUUGCAGUCGAUGAGUAGUCGUUCUCAGUUUGAGGAUUUGUUCUUGAGAUGUGUCAAUGUGGCUUUGGAGGCCUUGGUCAAUAGUCAGACAUUGUCAAAUUUCGACGAAUAUAAACACCAAGCUGAACUGCAGGACAGUUUGUGUAUUUGGUUAUGCAAGUUGGUUAUGUUUUCAAGCGAAGACGAUUUCAAAAAUGUCUUCCAGGCUUUUGUAGACCUUAGUUUGACUGCAGCGUCCAAGCAACUGUUCCAAACAAGUGCCUCAAAAGAUCAAAACUCCGAGAUAUUCUUUCAAGUUUGUGAGCACAUUAGAAAAAUGGACUAUUCGGCUAACUGUGAAAAUACAAAUUUUUUGCUCAAGGUAUUCACGAUGAAAUCAUCUCAGUUCGUUUCACCAUACCCUUCAGCAGAAGAACCAGUUGUUGGGGCGUUUGACUGCUAAUAUAAUCAAGAAUCAAUUUUAUUUUGAUGUCGCAGGUAAAAAAAAUGUGCCUUGAUAGAAACGAAAAAUAUUGCAGCUGAAAUUUUUGUGCUGUGUUUUGAAGGUUGAAAAUAUUGUCGAAAGCUUUUAAAUUACAGCUUGGGUUUCAAUUUUUUUUGGAGAUGUUUUCAAUUUCAUCUCUAGAAGUUCGAAAAUUUGUACAAUUUUGUGAUCAUUUUUUUUUAUAUAUGGCGCAACAAUCCUAUGUGCUGUAAUGUCACAUUGCCGGUUUAAAUUGAAGAUUGUAUUAUAUUUUAAAUAGGAAACUGUAGUUAAUAUUUAUGUAUGUAAGUAUAAAAAAAAUCGUGACUAAAGGCAGUUAUGCGUGAUCAAAAUCAGGCGAACAAUUUUUUUCACCGAAGAGCUACAAAUUCUCAUUUUGAGUUUAAUUCAAAUGUUUCAAACAAA
This is a messenger RNA of Symsagittifera roscoffensis, 4032 nucleotides long. Its product is annotated as HEAT repeat-containing protein 6-like. The transcript has 9 exons. Bases 19 to 3585 code for a protein of 1188 amino acids. The record is from RefSeq and is a predicted model, not a curated record. Lineage: Eukaryota; Metazoa; Xenacoelomorpha; Acoela; Convolutidae.